This is a messenger RNA of Camelina sativa (false flax), 1856 nucleotides long. RefSeq lists its product as uncharacterized. The record is from RefSeq and is a predicted model, not a curated record. Lineage: Eukaryota; Viridiplantae; Streptophyta; Magnoliopsida; Brassicales; Brassicaceae.
UAAUAAGAUCGUGUCUCAUUUAAUAUUAUAAAAAUGUUGGCCCAAAUUUUUUUUACAAACGAAGGUUCUUCUUGGAAUUGUUUUCAUCUUUCGUUACACAAUCAAAAUCAAAUAGCUAAAAACUGGGUGUUCUGAAAAAAUCAACAUCAAAGCUAACCUAUCAAUCGUUCGUAGCCUUCUUCAACCAUUAAAUUUUUCACCAUCUUCCACCUCCAACUGCCUUAGACAGCUAUCUUCCACCCAAAAACUAUCUUUUCUUGUCUCUCUGUCAUUUCCCAGAAACCAAAAACAUCUCAAGAAGAAACCAAAUCAGUUCUUUAAUAACAAUGGGUUCUUCAACUUCAAAGACCGCUUCUUCCGUUUCUUCUACUUCGUCUUCAUCCGCUAGAUUCUCUUCACCGCCGACAAAAUAUGGCUCCGGUUCAUCUUCACCGGCGGUGCAGAGAGCGUUCUCAUUUCCGACGCCGUUGGUUCACCAUCCUCCGGCUAGAAAAGGCGACACUCACCACCUCGUUUCACUCACGUCUACCUCUUAUGGUUCUCUUCUCCUCAUCGAUCUCGACGAAUCCAAAAACGUCUCCGAACAACCUUGUAUCUCAGUCGCCGGGAAGGACGCACCAGAUCCGGUCUCUCCUGACUCAGUCAUCAACACUUGGGAGCUUAUGGAUGGCUUAGACGACGAAUUCGAAUUCGAAAUCCCCAAACCUGGUAAGCGUCUUAAUUCGGGUUUUUGCUCUAAACCCGACCCGAAUCGGGAUGUGGGUUUAAAUGGGUCUGCGUCGAAAUUGGAAGAGUCUUACGAGUUUGUGAGAAUCGAAGAAGACGAUGGAGAUUGGGUUCCGUUGUCUUAUAAUAAACCAAAGCAACCUCUAUGGAAGCAUUUGUCUGAAGAAUCGUUUCUGUCUGAUUUAGAUCCCAGCAUUGUCUCUUCUUACAAGAAAGCUUUGUCUUCUAAACAAUUAAGUAACAACAACACUCUUAGACCUACAAAAUCCCUCUCUUGUAGCCCUUCAUCGAAUCCAAAUCCGUCCAUCUUAAUCAGCGAAGCACCAAAGUCUGUAUCCUCUAGUCAACUGAUUCCAUCACAGGUUGUUAAACCGAGAACAGAAGACAAGAUUGUGCUCUACUUCACAUCCCUCCGAGGUAUUCGGAAGACAUACGAGGAUUGCUGUUGUGUUAGAUCGAUCUUGAGAGGGCUUCAAGUGACGGUAGACGAGCGUGACAUCUCCAUGGAUUCCAAAUACAGGAAAGAGCUUAAAAGUGUGCUUGGCGGAGGAGAGAAACCGGUUUGUUUGCCUCAGGUGUUUAUCGGAGAAAUUCACAUUGGUGGGAUAGAGGAGAUUAUGGAGCUUAACGAUGGUGGGGAAUUAGCAGAGAUGUUGAAAGGUUUCCCUGCUUGUGAACGCUUGGGGACAUGCAGGAGCUGUGGGGAUGCAAGGUUUGUGCCUUGUACUAACUGUGAUGGUAGCACCAAAGUGUUUGAAGAAGAAGAUGAACGGUUCAAGCGGUGUCCUAAAUGCAAUGAGAAUGGAUUGGUGCGUUGUCGUGGGUGUUGUGUUUGAUCAAGAAGCUAGCUGUGUGGGAUUUUUAGAUUUGAUUGAUGAUGCGAAUUUUAUCAAGAGAAGAAGAGAAAAGAGUUGAUGAAUCUUGUUGACUAAAAGAUGAUAAUAUUUGGUUAGUAGUGUAUAUUGAAAAUAAGUAAGUGGCCUUUGAUUAUUAUUACUACUCUCUUAUGAGUUGUGUUCUUUUGUUCCAUAUACUGGUAUGUUCUUGCUCUUCAUGCUUUUUUUAACAUUAUGAACUAAAUGAUAAUUACUGCUAUAUUUAUAAGUACAUAAUUACAUGAUUAUUAGUAA